Haemonchus placei is the source of this 288-nucleotide messenger RNA. The record is from the annotation of a GenBank genome assembly. Lineage: Eukaryota; Metazoa; Nematoda; Chromadorea; Rhabditida; Trichostrongylidae.
AUGGUUCAACAUCUGCAUGCAUUCCUCUACACCAUUGCGGUCAUAUUGCAGUCGUCCGGGGUUGAUGGUCGUCUUCGUUCGCUAUGCUUCAAAGCGUGGACCAUUCAGCUGACAGCUCAUGAACAGGAGUUGCUUAUUCUCACAUGUAACAUCCUUGGAACGGUCGGUGGUGUACUGUCGGAACCAUCAGUGUCUGAAAAUUGGAUAACUGAUUCAGCAGAUCGGUCCCAUACUGUCCAGAAGGGCCACGAAAGUGUUGAUGUCAAGGUCUGUUCAGUUUAUCCUUGA